GUAUCUUUCAGGGAAACCUAUUAUUAUCAAUGUGACUCCUCGGGGGAGUCAAUGAUGGUGUUAAGGAGGAGGAGGAUGAUGAGACGUCUCUAAACUUGGAACAAGUUUAGGACUUUGAAAGAGAAGAAAAAAAAUACAACCAACAAGACGGAAGAACAAUUAUAACUAUCCUGUGUUGAUUAUUUUUUAUAAACGAUAAGAAAAAGUUGUUGGAUUUUUUUUUAAUGGUUACUUUUUGGGGGAGGGAAUUUUGUUACAGUUUAAGGAUGGAAAAUGCAAAAACCAGGGCCAGGUGCAUAAUCUUGUAAUCUGUGGCUAACCCUGGAACAGGACUGACUACUACUUAAAAUACUCUUUUGGGGGAAUACACAUGUGAGAUACUAAGUACUUGCAGAAGAUUUUUGUCUUUUUUUUUUUUUUUAAGUCUCUUUCCUUGGAAUAUUGUGAGCAAAUUUGUGGCCACUGAAGGUUUGUGUGAUUUGCUAAAAUGCAUCACCAACAGCGAAUGGCUGCCUUAGGGACGGACAAAGAGCUGAGUGAUUUACUGGAUUUCAGUGCGAUGUUUUCGCCUCCUGUAAGCAGUGGGAAAAAUGGACCAACUUCUUUGGCAAGUGGACAUUUUACUGGCUCAAAUGUAGAAGACAGAAGUAGCUCAGGGUCCUGGGGGAAUGGAGGCCAUCCAAGCCCGUCCAGGAACUAUGGAGAUGGGACUCCCUAUGACCACAUGACCAGCAGGGAUCUUGGGUCACAUGACAAUCUCUCUCCACCUUUUGUCAAUUCCAGAAUACAAAGUAAAACAGAAAGGGGCUCAUACUCAUCUUAUGGGAGAGAAAACGUGCAGGGUUGCCACCAGCAGAGCCUCCUUGGAGGGGACAUGGAUAUGGGCAAUCCAGGAACCCUUUCGCCCACCAAACCUGGCUCCCAGUACUAUCAGUAUUCUAGCAAUAACACCCGGCGGAGGCCUCUUCACAGUAGUGCCAUGGAGGUGCAGACAAAGAAAGUCCGAAAAGUUCCUCCAGGUUUGCCCUCUUCAGUCUACGCUCCUUCAGCAAGCACUGCCGACUACAAUAGGGACUCGCCAGGCUAUCCUUCCUCCAAACCAGCGGCUAGCACUUUCCCUAGCUCCUUCUUCAUGCAAGAUGGCCAUCACAGCAGUGACCCUUGGAGCUCCUCCAGUGGAAUGAAUCAGCCUGGCUAUGGAGGGAUGCUGGGCAAUUCCUCUCAUAUUCCGCAGUCUAGCAGCUACUGCAGCCUGCAUCCCCAUGAACGUUUGAGCUACCCAUCCCACUCCUCAGCAGACAUCAACUCCAGUCUUCCUCCGAUGUCCACGUUCCAUCGUAGUGGCACAAACCAUUACAGCACCUCUUCCUGCACACCUCCUGCCAACGGGACGGACAGUAUAAUGGCAAAUAGAGGAACUGGGGCAGCAGGCAGCUCCCAGACUGGAGACGCUCUGGGGAAAGCCCUGGCUUCGAUCUAUUCUCCAGAUCACACUAACAACAGCUUUUCAUCAAACCCUUCAACUCCCGUGGGCUCUCCUCCUUCGCUCUCAGCAGGCACAGCUGUUUGGUCUAGAAACGGAGGACAGACCUCAUCAUCUCCUAACUAUGAAGGACCCUUGCACUCUUUGCAAAGCCGUAUUGAAGACCGUUUAGAGAGACUGGACGAUGCAAUUCACGUCCUCCGGAAUCAUGCAGUGGGCCCCUCCACAGCUGUACCCGGUGGCCAUGGGGACAUGCAUGGGAUCAUUGGACCCUCUCACAAUGGAGCGAUGGGUGGUCUGGGCUCAGGGUAUGGAACUGGCCUUCUUUCAGCCAACAGACAUUCGCUCAUGGUUGGGGCCCACCGCGAAGACGGCGUGACUCUGAGAGGCAGUCAUUCUCUCCUGCCAAACCAGGUUCCGGUUCCGCAGCUUCCUGUCCAGUCGGCAACUUCCCCGGACUUGAACCCACCCCAAGACCCCUACAGAGGAAUGCCACCAGGUCUCCAGGGCCAGAGUGUGUCGUCUGGUAGCUCCGAGAUCAAGUCUGACGAUGAGGGCGACGAGAACCUGCAAGACACAAAAUCUUCUGAGGACAAGAAAUUAGAUGACGACAAGAAGGAUAUCAAAUCCAUUACUAGGUCAAGAUCUAGCAAUAACGAUGAUGAGGACCUGACCCCAGAGCAGAAGGCAGAACGUGAAAAGGAGCGGAGGAUGGCCAACAAUGCCCGCGAGCGCCUGAGGGUCCGCGAUAUCAAUGAGGCUUUCAAGGAGCUGGGCCGCAUGGUGCAGCUCCACCUGAAAAGCGACAAGCCACAGACCAAGCUUCUGAUUCUCCACCAGGCCGUGGCUGUCAUCCUCAGCCUGGAGCAGCAAGUGCGAGAAAGAAAUCUGAACCCGAAAGCCGCCUGUCUGAAAAGAAGGGAGGAAGAGAAAGUUUCCUCAGAACCUCCUCCUCUGUCCUUGGCUGGCCCACACCCUGGGAUGGGAGAUGCUGCGAAUCACAUGGGACAGAUGUGAAAGGGUCCAAGUUGCCACCUUGCUUCAUUAAAACAAGAGACCACUUCCUUAACAGCUGUAUUAUCCUAAACCCACAUAAACACUGCUCCUUAACCCCCUUUUUUUUGUAAUAUAAGACAAGUCUGAGUAGUUAUGAGUCGCAGACGCAAGAGGUUUCAGCAUUCCCAAUUAUCAAAAAGCAGAAAACAAACAAAAAAAAUGAAUGAAAGAAAGAAAGAAAGAAAAAGUGCAACUUGAGGGACGACUUCUUUAACAUAUCAUUCUGAAUGUGCGAAGCGGUAUGUACAGGCUAAGACGCAGCCCAGAGACUGAAUGGCAAUCCUUCCACGCUGUGGAGCAAUGCAUUUGUGCCUAAACUUCUUUUGGAAAAAAAAUAUAAUUAAUUUGUAAGUCUGAAAAAAAUAUUUAAUUUAAAAAAAAUUGUAACCUUGCAAUAAUGAAAAAGUGUACUUCUGAAGAAAACGACAUGAACGUUUUUGUUGGCAUUCAAGUCAGCUAGUGUUUCUAAUUACCGGAUAUUGAAUAGGGGAAGCCCGGCUACCCUCAUAACAAAACCAGCAAACGUCCUGAUGGCAACGAAAUGAUGACAUUAGCCAUUCCUUAGGGUAGGAGGGACAGAUGGAUGUUAUAGACCUAUGACAAAUAUAUAUAUAAAUAUAUAUAUAAAUAUAUAUUAAAAAUUUAGUGACUAUGGUAAGCUUUUGUUCAUUUGUUUCAGACUUUUUUCUCCUGUAAAAAAAUAGUACUGAUUAACUUUUUUAAAAGAAAGAUUUUACUGUAAAUAUGGACUUUUUUUUUUGUCUGAUUUUUGUCCCUUCCCCCAGUUUGUUAUCGUAACCUGUAGUGCCAACUCUGUUUCCGGAGGGGCAGUGCAGGACGAAAUGCUGACCCUGAUGUUGCUUCUCAUUCAUAACUAGUAGAAAGUUGUUUCUCCAGUCUUUUGGGAACACAGGACUUAAAAAAAAAUCACAUCAUGUGUAGAAAUUACACGCAGCAUUGCCCGGGCAAGGCAAAAAAGGAAUUUGUCUGGCUUGUGGCGCUGCCCUUGUGACCCUCUCCUGGGAUUUUCCGAGGUACACGGUUAGAAUGCUACAAUGUUACCACUGUGCCUUCCAAUGUUUAUAUCAUCGGAAACAUAACAUAAUCAAAGUGGCUGUGAUUUAACAAAAUGAGUCAAGUGUUACCUACCUGUGUAGCCGAAGUAGUGUGCAGUGAGGCAUUUCUGAAUACAUGGUCAGAUUUUUGGAAAAAAUACAAAAACUUUAAAAAAAAAAAGUCGAGUUCAAAAACCGUCAAAUGAGAAAAUUGCAAGUAGGUGUGACCGAGCUGAUUGAUUUUGUUGCUUUCUUUCUUUUUUUUUUCUUUUUCAAAAUGGGUUUACUAAAAAGUAGAUGACUUACUUGCCUCCUCCUUGGUCUGAAAAAGAUGCCAACCAGUCAUGCAGCAUUACAACAAGCCUUAUAAGUCCUACAGCAUUACGUUGCACUUUCGUGAGGAGGGCAGUGCAGUAUUCUCUGGCCAGUAUGAAUGAAGUUUCUACUUAACCAUUUGAUAGAAACCUUGAUCAAACUAUGGCACAGCAACUCAUCAGAUAGCUAGCGUUGACUCUGGGCACAAUGAACCAAUUCCCAUCCUAAAUCUUGCUAGUGGUUGACUCCGGUGUGUAGUGCAGUGAACAGAUAGUGCUCCUACUUAGCAUUUGUCAGCAUCCUUUUGUCUCUAACUGGUUUCUAUUUUUACAGCCACACAAUCUUGGCAUGUAUUAAGAAAAAAAAAUCCCUGUUGAAGUAGUUUUUCCACCUAUCAGCACUGAGUAAAUGCCAUAAAUCCAUGGAAAUGGUCUAAAUGCCCCAUCUGUUGUCCUGUUUUACCAGUUACAUAGUGAUGAAACACAUUUGUAAAUUUUAUGCAACCAAUGGCAAACCUAUCAUUAUUUUGAAACUGUGUAUGUAAAAGUUAUAUUUUUACAUGUAGACUUGUUAUUAUGUGUUUUAAUACAUUGUAUCGGGUUUUUUUUUCCUAAACUGUGUGGUUUAAAAAAAAAGUCAAUUAAGAAAUAGUGAGCUACAAGAAUCUGAAAUUUAUGUUCAUUUCUGAAAAUGUAAGAACAAAUAAGAUAGUUACCACGUGGUCACCUUUUACAAACCCAUAAACAUUUUGAUUAGCUCCGUGUGUGCGUGUGUGUGCGCGUGUGUGUAUGUGUGUGUGUUGAAAACUGUAAAUAUGUUCAGUAGUGAUAAAACUAAAAUGCUUUGAUUUGUUGAUAAGUUCCUAAAAUGUGGAGGUGGAUUGAAAAUGUAGGAGAAUAGCGGAAAUCAGAUUUCAUGAAAAGUUCUUCGGGGGCUUUCCUGUGAAAUGUGCGAACAAAGGGGCUCAAAAAAAAAAAAGGGCAUGGAAGACAAUAAUGUACACUUCCCCUCCUCCCGAAAAGAUGGAAACCAUGUGUACUUGUUCUCUCCCCAUGGUAAAGAUUUCCUUUUCGUGAGACAUUCUGCACUCAUUUUGUAUAGUCUACCAAGGCGGGUAUCCCUAGGAACAUUGUUAUUAUAUAGGAAGCAGGUAUGCUCUGAUUACAUUCAGGAGACGUGUAUAGAAGAGAAUAUGGUGUUUACUCUUUAGGGAACUGGAAAUCCUCCCUGCAUCGAUGAACAUUUUCAGAAUGGCACUUUUGAUACAUGUUAUCGUAAAGGUGCUUACUAAAGCUGAAUUAAAGUUUUUCAAAUCUGUAAACAAAGCAAAAAAAUUAAAUUAUAGUUAUUUGACUUUUUUUUCAAUUGGUGCUUUUAUAUUUUGUUCUCACUCAAACAGAGGAAAAGCUGCAAUUUCUUGUUCACCAGCUUUGAUGUAUUCAUUACUUGUAAUGUAAUACGGCUAUUGUCAAAUUCCUUUUGGAAAUAAGCAAAAGACUCCCUAAAGGCCACCAGAAGCUGCUGGCUGUAUUCUGCUUGGUGGAGAAACAUGAUCUGACCCUCUCUGUAGUAAUUGGGUUGUAUCUCCAGUUUGAAAGAAAAAGAAAAAGGGAAUGUGGCCUUCUUAAUGUGUUGGUUUGUUUUUUUUUCCCUUCUUGUUGUUAUUUUGUAAUUAUCAAACCCAGGUAAGAUAUUGGUAUUCCUGCACUGGAUUCCUGAGAGAAACUUAGCAGAAGACAGGAUUAAAAUGCUAUACGAACAUUUCCUAAGGGUCCAUACUACACUAGAUAUAGCUGAUGUGGCAACGCAUAGCUUAGGGAGCAGUUGAAGAGGCUCAGGCUGGGAAAGCAACUUGGAACAGUUGAUCCACCUCCACAUUCGAGUAAUUUAUGAAUAUGCAGAAUUAGGGAUCUACCCAUAUAGGAGUUCUUACCAUGUGUCUUCUGUGUAACUGUGAGGAACACUAAUGCUUAUACAACUGUCAGUUCACCCAGUCGUACAACUGAUUCCGACUCCGUCUUCCGAUUCCUUGUUUUAUUUCCUUUUUUCACUUUUUUUCCUAUGUCUUGAUUAUUAUUAUUAUUAUUAUUAUUAUUUGUGAUCUUUGUUUUGAUGAGGGGUUGGGAAGUGGGAGGGAGUUGAACUGAGACUUGGGGGUAAGAGGAUUUUUUUUUCAUCUUUGCAUCCAACAGGCAGAAUAUGAUCUGUGUCCAAAACCGAACUUAAGUCAGGAACGAAAAAUUCCGCAUAAACAAGCACAAAAGUGUAGUCUGCCAGCUAACUGGAAGCAAAAAUUAAAUACAUUAAAAAUAAAUAAAAAAAGGUGAAGAUGGAAUGUGAUGAAUUCCAAGACAAUGGGGCACCAAGGCCUGUAGGCCUCCUCUUGAUUUCGCUUUGGUUAUGUUUGUUUUCUUUCGAGAUGUUCUUUCUCAUGGGACUUGAAGUGACUCAUCUCUGUGCAGUGCUGGUUUUGCCAUAUGCUCAUUUCAAGUAUUAUAGACAUAUGUAAUGGUGAAAUAUAUGAACUGUGGCCUUUUUCAUUCUUGUUACUUGUGAUGCAAUUAAGUGAAGAUAAGAAAAAAAAAGCAGAGAUUUACCAUGUAUCAGUGCCUGGCUUUUUGUUAUAAAGCUUUGUCUGUCUAGUGCUCUUUUUGCUAUGAAAUAGACUGUAGUACACCCUAGUAGGAAAAAAAAACUAAAUUUAAAAAUAAAAAUAUAUUUGGCUUAUUUUUCGCAGGAGCAAUCCUUUUAUACCAUGAAUAUUACAAAAAAAAUUGUCAGAUUCUGAAUAUUUCUUCUUUGUAGAUUUUUGGAAUCAUUAUGAGUAAAAGUUUGUUACUUUAUUUUACUAUUUAAAAGAUGUUAUUUUACCAUGUGUUACCGAGAUGAAACUGUAUGGUAGCUUCUUUUGUUUGUUUUUGUUUUUGUUUUUAGUUGUAGGUCGCAGUGCGGACAUUUUUUUUUUGCGACUGUACACAUAGCUGCAGCAUUAAAAACUUUAAAAAAAAUUGUUAAAAAAAGAAAAAAAAGGGAAAACAUUUCAAAAAAAAGAUAAACAGUUACACCUUGUUUUCAAUGUGUGGCUGAGUGCCUCGAUUUUCCAUGUUUUUGGUGUAUUUCUGAUUUGUAGAAGUGUCCAAACAGGUUGUGUGCUGGACUUCCUUCAAGAGGCAGACAACCCAGCUUGGUCUAGACCAUUACCUGUCCCCAUCUGUAGUUAUUCGAUGAAGUCAUGUACAUGACCGUUCUGUAGCAAUAAAUGUGCCAUUUUUAUAAACUGUCUCUGACGCUCGUUUCAUUUCAUUUCUCAUUGUGCACACGACCCUCUUCUGUCAGAGCACAGCUUCAGCUCAUGUGUUCCAAGCAUUGGAGGUCCUGACAGUUAAACUAAACAUUAACAAUAACAACAGCAACAAAAAUCACAAAAGCAAAUUGAAAGGCAAAGCCCAUGGUUCCUUAAGAAGAGAUGCCCUUAAUGAACGUGAAGCAGGAUGCAUGCAAAACACAGAGAAAGCUGUCUAGAGGAUUAACUGAUUGAAGGAAUGCGAUUAAUGCACGCUUAACACAGAAGCUAUGCCCUUGAAGAGCCCUGAACUGCGCCCGUGUUUUGGGUUGUGCGGCAGGUGGCUGAGUCUCAGCAGCCCUAACCUUCCGGAUAUGUUGGUCGGCUGUUUGGCAGAACAUUCUCAGCUAGAUCUUUUCAGUCCAAGUAAAUAAAUAAAUGAAGCUCCAGGACAAUUUUAUUCUGUAUCACUUGGUAAAAGCUGCCUGUUGUUAUCCGCAGUACUAGGAUACUGUACUGAUGCUCUUGUAGACUAUCCCCACCACACCAGAUUCUGGUUGACUCUGUUGACUAUUAUCCCAGAUGGAAACAACCAGAGGAGUGUUAUUCUUUUUUUUUUUCUUCUAGCUUGUACAAACUGAUGUGUGCCACCUAUGGGAACAAAACUGUACAGAUUAAGAUUACGCAGUGUUAUGUACUGUACGUUACUAUUUUUGUAGAACGGACACCAGCCUGCUUUACAGAACUCGAAGGCUGCUUGGCAUUGCGCUGUAGAACUGAAACGUGGCCUAUGCAAUGAGAGAAAGCCUGUGGCAGAGAAGUUCUUAAUGGAAUGUUCUAACUGGGUGCGUGGGAUGGGGGGGGGGUUGUCUCCGAUGUUGCUCUUGUGUUCUUUCUCACCGGGUAUAGUGACUAGUUACCUGAAAGAAGAUGUUGUAAUGCCGUUUGGUUUCCAUGUAAAGUGCCCUCCCUCCAUAGCCAAAUGUUGGGAGUUUGUUUCUCCCCACCCCCACUUCCUUUUGGUUGGAUUGUUUGCAGAUAUUUAAAUUUUAUGAAUUUUCCAAAGAUUUUGGUUGAUAACCCCUUUAACCUUUUAAAUGAUUUGAGAUGUUCUUAUGUUCUUACUGUGUGUUUUAAAUAUACAUAAA
Molecule: messenger RNA, 8340 nt
Organism: Chionomys nivalis (European snow vole)
Lineage: Eukaryota; Metazoa; Chordata; Mammalia; Rodentia; Cricetidae
Gene: Tcf4
Product: transcription factor 4
Exons: 20
Coding region: 488-2500 (670 amino acids)
Biological process (GO): regulation of transcription by RNA polymerase II
Cellular component (GO): transcription regulator complex
Molecular function (GO): protein dimerization activity; RNA polymerase II cis-regulatory region sequence-specific DNA binding; DNA-binding transcription factor activity, RNA polymerase II-specific
Source: RefSeq, a predicted model, not a curated record